UGAAAUUACACAAUUUCCAACAAAAAUAAAUGUGAGGAAACGAAACACGAAAGAAGAAAAGCUUCGUCAAAUUCAAUUCAAUUCACUUCUUUGGAAUUUGGCUUUCUAAAGAGGAGGGAAGAGCUUUACGGUAAUGGCGGCUCCUCGGAACUUAACCGGAGACGGCGGCGGAAAGCUACUCGUGAAGGACGAAGAAAGCGCGGCCGCGUCUUCCUCGAAACGCACCAAAUCGAAGCGGUUUCCUCUUUCACGUUGGGAGUUGGUCGUGUUUUUCACCGUCUUCCUCGUCUUCACCACCGGACUUGUCUCUAUUUACCUCACAAUGCCCGCCGCUGAAUACGCCAAGCUCAAACUUCCUACAACCAUCUCCGGUCUCCGAUUGCUCAAAGAUAAUCUUGGGUCAUAUGCAAGUGAGUACCCAGCAAGAUUCAUUUUAGGUUACUGUUCAACCUACAUCUUUAUGCAAACCUUCAUGAUACCUGGAACUAUCUUUAUGUCACUACUUGCCGGAGCUCUUUUCGGUGUGGUUAGAGGUUUUGUUCUUGUCGUCCUCAAUGCAACAGCUGGAGCCUCUUCUUGUUUCUUCUUAUCAAAAUUGGUCGGAAGGCCUCUUGUUUGCUGGCUGUGGCCUGACAAGUUGAGGUUUUUCCAAGCCGAGAUUGGGAAAAGAAGAGAUAAGCUACUAAACUACAUGCUCUUCUUAAGGAUAACACCCACACUUCCUAACCUCUUCAUCAAUUUGUCUUCUCCAAUCGUUGACAUACCUUUUCACGUCUUCUUUUUAGCCACUCUUGUCGGUCUUAUGCCAGCUUCGUACAUCACCGUUAGAGCUGGUCUGGCUCUUGGAGAUCUCAAAUCAGUGAAAGAUCUGUAUGAUUUCAAGACUUUGUCUGUGUUAUUCCUCAUUGGAUCCAUCUCCAUAUUCCCUGCUCUGCUAAAGAGAAAGAGAGUAUAUGAAUGAAUGAAGACUGAAAAUACAUUUAUGAGCAGUACUAUACUGUUGCAUUCCGGGAUUUUUUAAGGUGUGUUUAUGAGCUCUCGCUAUAGAAGAAGAUCGCUUUUGAGACAUCACAGAGUAUUGAACCGCUAACUCUGUCUUUGAUUGGUUUAUCACUUUGUUGUGGAUUCGGAAUUCGUUCUCUCAUUCCCUUUGUAUUAAGUGCUUUGUCUAGCUAGUAUACUGAAUCUUGAUUCCCAGAUUGGUUCUGUAUAUUGUAUCUUUAUUCAGAGAUCUGAUGCUGCACCAUAUUGGCUUAUGUAGUAGAUUAUGUAAAUUCUUGAAGACAUUUCGUUGA
This is a messenger RNA of Raphanus sativus (radish), 1295 nucleotides long. RefSeq lists its product as uncharacterized. The transcript is spliced from 4 exons. The record is from RefSeq and is a predicted model, not a curated record. Bases 134 to 961 code for a protein of 275 amino acids. Gene Ontology annotation, cellular component: endoplasmic reticulum. Lineage: Eukaryota; Viridiplantae; Streptophyta; Magnoliopsida; Brassicales; Brassicaceae.